CUAACUAGUUGCAUUGACGGGGUGCCAGGCUGUCUCCACAAUUGCCAUGUGAUUACUUAACUCGGGUCAGAAUCGGGAAAAUAAGACUUGUGCAAUGUAAACCCUUUGUCCUUCACAAAAGAGACCAAUCUGAGGUGUGUAGCUCAAAUCGUUCGCCAGCUAUUGAAGUUUGGAGGUCCGAAUGGCUGGCGAAUAGCGAAUCUCAAGCCAACUUUUCCAGGUUGGGAAGUGAAUGGGAGAAAUGGUAUCCUGUGGGUUGACUAGCCCAGCGCUCUUCCAGCUGUGUUUGUUGUUGAUGUUGGUACCAUACAUCAAAGGCAGAACAUUUGAGAAAUGUCUCCCGGGCAAUGCAUGUCGAUCUGAAAAACCUCCAGUAGUUCUAAUUCCUGGGGACCUGGGGAACCAGCUGGAGGCCAAGCUGGACAAGCCCAGCGUGGUUCACUACAUCUGCUACAAAAAGACUGAAGCCUACUUCACAUUAUGGCUCAACCUGGAACUGAUGGUGCCGGUGGCCAUUGACUGCUGGAUUGACAACAUAAGACUGAUUUAUAACCGUACAACAAGGCAGACAGAAGCACCUCCGGGGGUAGAUGUCAGAGUGCCUGGCUUUGGACAGACCUUCCCUCUGGAAUACCUUGACCCUAGCAAGGGCGAUGUUGGUGUGUAUUUCUUCAACAUAGUGCAGGCACUGGUGGAGUGGGGAUACACCAGAGAUGACGAUGUUCGAGGAGCUCCGUAUGACUGGCGUAAAGCUCCAAAUGAGAACAAAGCCUACUUUUUGAGACUGCAACAUAUGAUUGAGGAGAUGGCCGUGAAGGCUAGGGGUCCGGUUGUCCUGAUAGCCCACAGCAUGGGGAACAUGUACACCCUGUAUUUCCUGAACCAUCAGCCCCAGGCCUGGAAGGAUCGCUACAUCAAGGCCUUUGUGUCCCUGGGUGCACCUUGGGCUGGUGUGGCUAAAACCCUAAGAGUUGUGGCUUCUGGUAAGCGUUUGCAUAUGAUUUUCUGCAUGAAUUACAUAGGUGUCAGAACCACAAUAGUAAAGUUACCGUGGGCUGCAUACUAUUUAAUGUUUAGCAACCACGUAUUUUAUAUCUACACUAUUGCAUUGGAUUAUAAUGUCUCUUUCCUUGCAGGUGAUAAUAACCGCAUCCCAGUCAUCAGUUCACUAGAGAUCCGCUCACAGCAGCGCACUGCGGUCUCAACCACAUGGCUGUUCCCAUACCCACAUUCCUGGCCUGCUGACAAGGUGCUAAUCCAAACACCCACCACCAACUACACAGUGAAGGACUACCAACGCUUCUUCAAGGAUAUCGACUUUGAAGAUGGCUGGGAGAUGCGUCAAGACACUGAACCACUGGUCAGUGCACUGGAGCCCCCUGGGGUGGCCAUACACUGUCUUUAUGGCAGUGGAGUGCCCACAGCAGAGGGUUUUCUCUACACUAUCUUUCCUGAUACAGACCCCACACUGAUUCUCGGAGAUGGGGAUGGGACGGUCAACCUGCUGAGUGCCACCCAGUGCAAGCGUUGGAUAGGCCACCAGACACAGCCUGUCCAUAUGUUUGAACUGGAGGGGAAUGAGCAUGUGGCCAUGUUGCGCAACUUUACCACAGUAACCUACAUCAAGACUGUGCUCUUUGGCCCUUGAGCAACCUUAACCAACUACUGCCCCUCGUCUUGCUGUCUUAAGUGACAAAUUCAAAGAUAAAGAACGGGGAUAGUACAAAGAGAGAACUGAUAGGCAUUUGGACACAUGACGGUCUCAGAGCCUGAGGAGGAAUUGAUGACGGCACUGAAUGUUUUAUCCUAUUUUAUUUUUAAUUAUCCCCUCAGACAUUUGCUGUUUUUCCAAAUUUGUACUAUGUUAAUUGAUAAUAUUUGUAAAGGUCUUUCCCAAUUAACUCAGAUUAGCAGCAGUAAGCUGUGAUGAAUUAAUAAAACCAGGGUCUUGUUGUCAAGGCUGGAUUGCUUACAGGACAGGAAGACGUGGUCUGAUCACCUUGAUUGUAACUAUGCCAUUGCGCUAUGGUUGGACUUGAACAAUAUAUUGCUGGAACUAUCAUGAUGUGUGUUGUGACGAUUAAGUAAAAUAUAAUGUUAAACAUUGCAUUAA
This is a messenger RNA of Oncorhynchus nerka (sockeye salmon), 2113 nucleotides long. RefSeq names its product phospholipase A2, group XV (gene pla2g15). Gene Ontology annotation, biological process: phosphatidylcholine metabolic process; ceramide metabolic process. Gene Ontology annotation, cellular component: lysosome. Bases 233 to 1648 code for a protein of 471 amino acids. The transcript has 5 exons. The record is from RefSeq and is a predicted model, not a curated record. NCBI's taxonomy places the organism in Eukaryota, Metazoa, Chordata, Actinopteri, Salmoniformes, Salmonidae.